UACGAUUUUUAGAUCAGUGGUGUAAAACGUAUUUAUGUUGUAAACCAUUUUUUGAAAGUACUUUUACAGUUAUUCGCCAAACUAUUAUUUACCAUCUAAGUAUAUUUACUUACUGUUACUUCAGAAGAAUCCUAUUUCCAUUGAUAAAGAUACUAUUGCACUUUAAGGUAGUGUGUGAACAAGGCUGCAGACUUUACUAGAGACUGUUAUGGUUUAUUCUUGAACUGAGUGACAAAUGGUUGUGACCAGUAUAUCCUGAUCACAGAAAUGUCCGACACUGAAAUUAUUCUUGAUGCCCUCAACAUCCUGGUUUCUCCAAGUUCACAAACCCGCAGCAAAAAUAAGACUGGAAGUCCAGAGGGAUUCCAGGCUAUGCUUGCACAGAACAUGGAAGAACUCCAGAAUAAAAUCGAUUUAGAUCCACGAUUUCUCUCACUAAAGAGUAUUACAGGAAAUACAGACAUUCACACAGGUGAGAAUGACGUCUGCUGGAGGUUUGUUACCUGUUGUUUACAUCUCCUCAAUGCUUUACAACAGUCAAUACACAAAGCAGCAGAGUUAUUUGUAGAGGCUCACAGGUCAGAAUCAAACCUGAAGCCACUGACACCCAGUCAAGCUCCAGCCAUGUCACCUGAUGUAUUGAGUGUUCCUCAGCAGAAAUCCGUCCUCACUGCGCUGCAGUUUAUCGUGUGUUUAGGUCUCUGUCCGUACUUCCAGGAAGGAGUGGGUAUUCCUCUCCACAAACGAUCAGGGUUCAGCGAUCUCAUCAACAGAGAUGUUACGCUAUCGGAGAGUGAGAAAUGUUUGCGUCUGCUGGAGUGUGCGAAGGUCUUAAUGCAGUGUGUUGACGUGUCUUGUCUGGGAGCUUUGAUCCUCUCUAGACAUCUGGGUGACCUUCUGGCUGUUCUGCUUCAGCUCAGUUUUGGUGGAAGUCGGAAGAAGAAGGCUGAAAAAACACAACCUUGUCUUCCACACUCUCCUUCUGAGAGGCCGGCACAAGAUAUGACACCUGUGUCUGCUGUAGAUAGAGUUAUACAGCAGACGUGUGUAAGUGUUGAUGUUUUGGUUGAGGACAUGGCUGAUCCAUGUCUUCCACACUCUCCUUCUGAGAGGCCAGCUCAAGUUCUGACGCCUGCGUCUGCUGUAGAUAGAGUUAUACAGCAGAUGCGUGUAGGUGUUGGUGGUUUGGUUGAGGACAUGUCUGAUCCAUCAGGUUCUCGAUCUAACGAGACCAGUGGGCAGAUUACUCCUCCAGGUAACACCAACAGCUCAGCAGAUGAGAGGUAUCAGAAUAGUGAUGUUGAGUUUUGCGAGCGUUCCUUGCAGCAUCUACUCGAUCACGUGUCACCGCCAAUCCUGGUGCGGGAGCUGAUUCUACUUCAGGGAGGACCAGGACAGAAGCCUGCUAAGAGGAAAGAUUGUGCUGUUUCAGCAGGUCUAACUCCAAGUCCACCUUGGAUGAGAAAAGCUUGUGGCCGGUUGCUGUCCACGAUCCUCAUCAGACCAAAGGGUGUGCUACAUGUUCUCAGGGGAAUGCUGGACCCGUCUGCUGGUGACCCGAAUCAUUGGAAGAAGUGUGACGCGGUUGCCAAGGUCAUCUCUCGUUGUCCGAUGACUGUAUCGUCCGUAGAGGAGUACUUGAAGCUCGUGUGUCCACAGAUCUUGUCACUGCUGACCGAGUCGGAUCCCCGUAGUGCUGGUCACUUUCUGCGUGUGGUCUCCAGUUUUAUCACAGAGGUCAUCCAACGACACCCCGAAUUAGCGCAGCAAUAUCUCAUACAUCCCAUCAUACAACCUCUUCAGAUGUCUUUACGGGAUCACAACACUGAAUGGACAUCCAGUUCAGCAUCAUGCGUUGUGGUACAAGACAAAGAGCUGAAAAUCUGCAUUGAAUCUUUGCAUAAGAUUGUUGUGCUUGGCUCUGAAUCCUGUAGUGUGUUUUUGCCCUACCUGCAUCCAGUUUUACAGCCACUGUUUCAGCUGUUCUUGUAUCGUCUUACUAGCCAGUCGAUACUUGGAAAAUCAUCUGUGGACGUUUUGAUAUCUUUCCUCAAGCAGUCUGACCAGGAUGUUAGCUUGGAUCUACUUUUAUACCUGGCAUUUGGAGAGACCAACAAGAACUGCAGUCUCCAGUUUUCUUGCAUUCAUCCCAGAAUGUGUUUCCAUAGCAACAGCAGUGGUGGAAUUGAAAUUAUGUACGAUAAUGAGAUGACACCUCAAAGUGAAGGGCUGGAUGACCUAGACUCUCUGGUGGAUGGUUUGGUUCAAGUCAUUAAAGAGCUGGAGCGGUGUGGAAUUGCAGGAGAAUUCUUCCUGACUUUACUAAAGGAAUUGACGGAGAUCAUCUCCAGUGAAUCGCCUACAGUGCGUGAUGCGGGUGAAAGCUCGUCACGAGGUGGACGCGAGUUGCUGGAGAUAGAGGAGAGGCAAGAGGCCGAGACGAAGAUGUUCAGGAAAAGACUCAUCAUUCUGAAUCUUCUGGCCUCCAUGUGUGACAGACUCGGACCUGCCUGUCUGACGAGUACAAGACAUAUUCUUCACUUUGUCAUGAGCACACUGGAGCGAGCAGUCACGGUGUUACAACUGACAGAUGAAGCCAUGACUGCGUUGUUUGAGACGGAAACGAUCUCCAUGGCGAUGGGACUCCUCACAGCAGUAAUGGGUGGCCAGCAGAAGGUAAGUGACCGUGACCAAGCCCUGAUGCAAGAGUUGCUUCCCCUGCUGGAGGAGAUUCAUUUGAACCACCCAGAUGAAACUAUUCAGGAAAUGGCGACAGAUAUUAGGAUUGCCAUAGCAACCCGGGGGGCUGUGUGGUCUGAUCUGAUUAAAAAUGAGGGCAGUGAUUUCAGAAUGUUAUCAGAAAAGGUAAAAAAUAUGAAAACAUCGAAGACAGUAGAAAGCAGGAAUACAAAUAAAGGUUUAGUUGAAGUGUUGCCCGAAUCUAGCACCGACUUUGACAAACACAAUUUGGUUCUGCAAACUGGAUCAGAAUGUAGGAACUCCAAAGAAAAGGUUCUUGUGGAAGUGUUAUCAGAAUCAGACAUCAGUUCUGAUAUAAAAUCAACUGAGUUGGAACCAGAUCAACACACUGAUCCAGUUUCUUCUGAUACUAACACUUCGGAUACUCGAGUCGAUGUAUCUUUGACAGCUGUUCAUCAGUCAAGUGUUACAGCAAGCGGACAGCAACUCAAAGAGGUUGAUGUGCCAUCACAGCAUCAUGGUUCUCAUGCAGAAUCUAGUAAACCUCAGCUUGACUCAAACAAUAGAACAGAUUCAAAUAACUCUACUGACUCAAAUAUUACCACUGACUCAAAUAAUACCACUACCUCAAGUAACAUCACUGACUCAAAUAACACCACUGACUCAAAUAACACUACUGACUCAAACAAUACCACCGACUCAAAUAAAAUCACUGACUCAAAUAACACCACUGACUCAAAUAACACUACUGACUCAAAUACUACCACUGACUCAAAUAGUGCUACCGACUCGGACUUGAGUAAACAUUUACCCAAAUCAACCGAAUCAUCUGAACUGCAACAAGCUUUAAUAGAACUUUGCGACCCGUUGAUUCCGGUCAGAGGUCACGGGUUACUCAGACUCACGAAGCUGGUUGAGUCGAAGUCGCGGGAGGUGGCCAACAGAAGGGAAAUGAUUCUGAACGUCUUCUUAGAAAACCUCGACCACCCGGACACGUACCUCUACCUGGCCUCCGUUAACGGUCUGGCGGCCAUGGCAGACGCUCUGCCAGACGGAACCGUUCCAAGGCUAGCACGGGAGUUUGCCAAUUUCGAUUCCGAAGAAAGGAAGGUAAAGAGAAGUGUGGAGCUGAGGCUGAAGCUGGGAGAGGCAUUGGUGAAGGCGUCCAGGAAUCUUGGAGACCUGAUUCCGGUGUACCGUGACGUCCUGCUGUCGGCCAUCUUGAGCGGUGUGCGAGAUGCUGACGAUGAUGUCCGUGCCAGUAGUCUGUCCAAUCUCGCUCAAGUGUGUCAGCUGCUCCAGUACUCACUCGGGCCGGUUGUUCACGAAAUUUUCUCGUGCUGCAGCACUGUAUUGAAAAGUGACAAGAGCGCCAUUGUGCGAAGAGCGGCAGUCCUUACCAUAACCUUACUGUUGCAAGGUCUCGGCAAAGAUGCCCUGCAGGUUCUCUCCGAUGUUCUGCGAGACAUGUACAGACUUCUGAAGCAUGUCAAAUCGACGGACCGUGACGACGUUGUUCAACUUCACGUGCAGCUUGCGCUCGAUGAAAUGGAUAAGAUUGCAAGAGACGCCCUGUUUCCCAAACAGUCAUUGGAGAAGAAGAUCAUGGUCUUACAUCCGGACUAAUCAUCUGUGUGUGUUACUUCAGUUACCAUACGUCAGAUCAUAAUCAAUGUGUCAUGAAUAAAUUGAGUUAUUGUUCA
Molecule: messenger RNA, 4403 nt
Organism: Gigantopelta aegis
Lineage: Eukaryota; Metazoa; Mollusca; Gastropoda; Neomphalida; Peltospiridae
Product: transport and Golgi organization protein 6 homolog
Exons: 17
Coding region: 268-4326 (1352 amino acids)
Biological process (GO): protein secretion
Source: RefSeq, a predicted model, not a curated record